GGUUCAAAUCCCAGUGGAUGAGUAGGAAAAGAGAAGAAAUGGAACUUUAUUGUCAGAAGUUAGGAGAAAAGGACAUCAAAAUUACAGGGAAAUUUGCUGUCUUUGUACACGCCAAGACCCAGGAGCUGCGGGCGAAGGACCUGAACAUGAAGGUGCACGGGAUCCCAGGCCACGUCUUCCACUUACAGCUGCUUGAGAAGUGUCAUGUGAAGCAGCAGAUCUUGUUGCGAGCCCGCACUGAGAGUGAGAAGCAACGAUGGAUAACAGCCAUGCUCCUCGCAGACAAAGGGAUUGACACAGAACAUGUCGGACUGGAGAAGGAUGACAUUCCUCAGGUCCAGUGUGUCAAGACUUACAAACCCCGGGAAGCUGAUGAGCUGGCGCUGGAGAAAGCUGAUGUCCUCGAGGUGAAGACAAGAACCAAAGAUGGCUGGAUUGAGGGGAUCCGAUUGUCGGAUGGAGAGAGGGGAUGGUUUCCCAAGCAAUACGUGGAAGAGAUAACAAACCGGAAUGCUCGGAUACGGAAUCUACGGGAAAAGAAUCGGAUUAAACAUGCAACCAGGAAACUCCAGGAAGAAUGCCAGUAACAGGAGGCCCGGCUGUGUUGGAGAUACCAUGUGGAGCAUGGAUACCGAACACAUGCCAGAUCUUACAGAGAAACAGCUGACAUUCUAGGUCCUGAGUGUGGAGUCUUUGAGAGACAAGUACUGUGCUCCCCAGUGAGCAACCUUCAUUUCUAGUGCAUUUUGGUGCAUACCAUGUCCCAGUGGUAUAUCACAACAUAGAUCACCCCUUACUCUCCAGCUCUCAAGGAGACACAAGCCAUCUGCAAAAGUUUCUACAGUGGCGACUCAGUGCGCUUUAGGUUCAUACUUACAGGGGCUGUGUCUGACUGGUUGCUGCAGGAGGCAAGAACUCAGUGGCUAAGAACUCACUCCCUUUGAAGCAGCUUCAAAAGGGGUUGGAAGUCCAGGGUUG
Molecule: messenger RNA, 978 nt
Organism: Rhincodon typus (whale shark)
Lineage: Eukaryota; Metazoa; Chordata; Chondrichthyes; Orectolobiformes; Rhincodontidae
Product: rho guanine nucleotide exchange factor 19-like
Exons: 5
Coding region: 18-587 (189 amino acids)
Biological process (GO): regulation of actin cytoskeleton organization; activation of GTPase activity
Molecular function (GO): protein binding; guanyl-nucleotide exchange factor activity
Source: RefSeq, a predicted model, not a curated record